AUGGAAGCCAUGUCUUCUCCCGAGGGAGAUCCUGGUUCUCAGGGUGCCGCCUAUUCAUGGGUUCUCGAGCAUUUGUUGGCCUACCCAGGCACUUACGAGAUUCCCUUGCGAACUAUGUACGCUCUCAAUGCCGCAACCCAAAAUCAACAAUGUCCGAGUCUGCCAACAUCACCCACCGUCAUUGGAAAUGCCUUUCCCCGCAAAACCCACGAUGCGGUGGACGAACAAAGUAUGGCUACUGUCACAGCAGCUGCCCAGUUGCGGGCAAACCUCAUGACACAUAUUUCACAACUACCCUCCCAGCCAAUGUCAUUACCUCCCAGCUUCAUAACCAGCUUCGUUCGACGAUGUUUCCCUCCUGAACUGGAACAAGUCGAUUUCCCACAGGCUUUGACCGCGAUGGAUUACCUCAAGGACCUGGAAGUUCGACGGAGACGGGAGGUGGUGGCGGCGCUGGACAAGCUGGGCAUCGAAAGAGAUGAUAUCAGCCAUCGAGACAAAUUAGCCCGCAAGUAUCCUGGUGUGUUGCGGUGGGUCAUGGAUAUCGAGGACAAAGAGCGCAAGAUCGAGGCCCUGUAUACGCAAGUUUACUUGGGUCUGAGACGCUGGACGAUGAUCAACGAGCUCUCGUUGACGCCAUUCAACAAGGCCAACUGUUUAGCCAUGCUCAGCACCCUCUAUCCACCCAUCACUAUCCAACCCACGGCCCAAUUGACGCCAAAAGUCCUCGCUGAUCAGGGUAAAGGGUUUUUCAAGUAUAUCACGGCUGUCGAACGACAUGGGCCUUCAGUUCUCUCCAAGCUCAUGGAUCAGGGCAAGAGGCCAGAGGAUGCUACAGGAUGGACAGGACUCCGAGAGACACUCGAUGACUAUGUCUGCAUGGCAAACAGUGUCAUUGAUGAGUGUUAUGAGAUCACCGGACGUGACAGUUCUCCGAUUGCCGCCUCUUUCAGCUCCGCAGAAUAUGACGAGGAUGGGCGAAGCAAAGUUGACUCGGCCAUCUCCUUCGGUUCAGCUGGCUCGUCCAACCGCAACUCUGGUCAGAGCCAUGCAACAAGACCGAGCACAAGUAGCAGCUUCAGCACUGGAAGCCGCAAUCAUAGUCGUCAGGUGUCGAGGGACAAGCAGCUACCAGAGAAGCCGUUACCACCCCCCAAGGAUGACGAUAUCGCAGUGACACAGAAAACUUCUGGAUCAACUUUGGAGCGAAUUGCUCGCGAGUUACGAAAAAUGAAAAGUCGAAAUAACGUCAACUACGAACCACGACCGAGAACUGCAUCGGCGCCGUCCACUGAGAUAGUGAUGAUGGAUAACUCGGAACGACCACCACCAACACCCGCGAAAGACCGCGGCUUGAGUAUUAAGCGCAGUAUUAGAAGGAUCCGGUCAAAUACGAGUCCUGAUGACGGCAGCCACCGUCCCACAAAUCGCAACGAUGAACAAAUCAUUCAAGAGAUCCCAGCAUUUGAUGCAGAUGAGAUGAGGAGAAGACGACAGGAAUAUGACUCGCAGGCAAAAGCCAAAGAGCAAACAAUCUGA
Molecule: messenger RNA, 1539 nt
Organism: Rhinocladiella mackenziei CBS 650.93
Lineage: Eukaryota; Fungi; Ascomycota; Eurotiomycetes; Chaetothyriales; Herpotrichiellaceae
Exons: 1
Coding region: 1-1539 (512 amino acids)
Source: RefSeq, a predicted model, not a curated record